Messenger RNA from Sebastes umbrosus (honeycomb rockfish), 1906 nucleotides. RefSeq names its product phosphoglycolate phosphatase (gene pgp). Gene Ontology annotation, cellular component: cytoplasm. Gene Ontology annotation, molecular function: sn-glycerol 3-phosphatase activity. The coding region runs from base 162 to 1139 and encodes 325 amino acids. Lineage: Eukaryota; Metazoa; Chordata; Actinopteri; Perciformes; Sebastidae. The transcript has 2 exons. The record is from RefSeq and is a predicted model, not a curated record.
AUAGUCCUUGAAGCCGGUGCGGAAGUAAUGGCAGAAUUGAUGCAACACUCAGUGGAAGGUCAGGUUCUUCUCUCUCCGGUGGAUUUCAACACUUAACACUUCUCAAACCCACAGAGAGGAAAAGACUGCUGUCUCCACAUAGCAGCUGCUAACUUAACUGUAUGACAGCCCUGACGUUGCUCGGUAGCGAUAGCAGCGGUCAGACUGUGAUGAUGUCUGGGUCAAAGUGUACCCGGCUGAACGGAGCGCUGGUCAAACAAGUGCUGGACUCGGUGGACAGCGUCCUGUUUGACUGCGACGGGGUCAUCUGGAGGGGGGACCAGGCCGUCCCCGGAGCCCCUCAGGUCGUCAACCUGCUCAAGGAGAAGGGCAAGAAGGUGUUCUUCGUCACCAACAACAGCACCAAGACGAGGAAGAUGUACGUGGACAAGAUGUCCACGUUGGGGUUCAACGCUAAAGAGGACGAGGUGUUCGGGACUGCGUACUGCUCCGCCGUGUACCUGAAGACUGUCUGUAAGCUGGAGGAGGGGAGGAAAGUCUACCUGGUUGGAAGCGACGCCAUGAGACAGGAGCUGGAGGCGGUGGGGAUCCAGCAGACCGGGUUGGGACCGGACCACGUCUCCGGGAAGCAGAAGGACUGGGCCAACGUGGCUCUGGACCCCGAGGUGACGGCGGUCGUGGUGGGCUUCGAUGAGCACUUCAGCUACAUGAAGGUGAACAGGGCCAUGCAGUACCUGACCCAGCCGGGCUGCCUGUUCGUGGGGACCAACCGGGACACCAGGCUGCCCCUGGAGGGAGGCAAGGCCGUCCCAGGUACAGGCUGCCUGCUGCAGGCCGUGGAGAUGGCGGCUCAGCGCCAGGCCCAGACGGUGGGCAAACCCAACCACUUCAUGUUCGACUGCGUGGCCUCCAAGUUCGGCGUGGACCCCGACCGCUGCCUGAUGGUGGGCGACCGCUUGGACACGGACAUCAUGCUGGGCUCCAACUGCGGCCUGAAGACUCUCCUCACCCUCACGGGGGUCAGCAGCGUGGCGGACGCCGAGGCCCAUCAGAAGAGCGGCUGCGCGGAGAGGCAGGGGAUGGUGCCGGAUUAUUACGUCGAGAGCAUCGCCGACCUUCUUCCGGCUCUGCAGGGAUGAAAACUGCGGCGAGUCUGUCAGGACUGGAGUGUAGCUACGUGAUAGCCUAGCAGCUUUAAACCGGAGGAAUUUGGCUAGCCUGUCACACGCCAAACUCCAUUGUCUUCUAAAAGGGAAUAUUUUUUCAUUAAAGGUGCUAUUGAUAACAUUGCUAACAUUCAGCCACUAGAUGUCGCAUUCUCCCUCCUCUAUUCCACUGCAUUCACUUCACAACAGGUGGUUGCCAGUUCGUUGUAAAACUUACAUAUGAAGUGAAACUCAGGCAGACAUCAUGUAAAGUGACGAGUCUUUCGGGGUAGAGUAAUGAAGUCAUUUUUGCAACAUGUAGCUAUAGUUGGAGCUUGCAGAUCAGCUGUUCUCACGGCGUACACACUUCAUUCAAACUCGACAGAAACAAAAUUUAACUCACCAAAACCGUCUUGGUUAGUCUCUCAAACAAUCACCAACCCUGGUUCUAAACCCCCUCCGAUGCGCAUCUUCCUUAUACAUUGUCCGAUUGAACUAUAACGUUGGGUAACUGGACGUCACUAAUGCUAAGAUGCUAACGUAGCUCCUCGGGGAUUGAAGCUGUUAUUUUUCUUAUUAUGACAAUCUAACCGGUGGCAACACAUUAGUUAAGGUUGUAAGGACUCUGGUUGUUGGUAGUUGUUAGUUUUGUUUACUGAAUUGUAAUUUUAUGGGUUAUUGUUGUUCAGACGAUUAAGCUAAGACAGCUACUAUGCGCUAACGUGAGUUGUCACUUGUUAUCACGGUAAAUAUUCACUUAU